AUGUCAGACGGCAGCGCGCGCGCACUUCCAAGUGCAAGAGGCGACGGCGGCGAGUCGCGUCGCGAGCUGCUUCCUUCUAGAGGUGUCCACGGUCGCUCGCAUCGAGGCCACAGCAACGAGAGCAGUCGUGCAAAUGUCUCAAGCGCGACGUUGUUUCCGAAUGACGUUGUAGCCAAGUAUCAAGUGACGAAAGUGUCGUGGAGGGGCAAGUACGAGCGCAUCUUGGCGAUCGCGCCCACGUGUUUCGGUACGAUGGACCCGAAAGACUGUGAAGUUACCAAUACGUGGCCGCUCUCGGCGCUACUGACUGUUCGUCUCGACGCGUUGGACGUCCAGAGCUUUGCGCUGGUCCUACGAGGUGCAAAAAAGGACGAGCAACUGAAGUUACGCUGUCGUUUUCGGUCGAAACUGCUGUCGGAUCUGUAUCAAGUCAAGGAACAGUACCAGUUGCUAGAUGUGCGGCCUGACGCGGGCUUUGAGUGCACCAAGUGGUUGCGGGAUGGCAACACGCUGAGCUGUGAGUUACGUGUGGGGUUGAGUGGCGUCACUGUCUUUCACUCCGACGUCGUGCGGUCGACGUACUUGUACACGGAGAUGGAGCACUUGACACUGCUUACAGACCCGGAGGACGGGCUCGCUAUUGGGUAUACAGGACGCAGUAGGUUGUUCUUUAGUCCUGUGAGAAGACAGCUGUACCAUUGCAUCCAUACAGCCGCUCAAGCUAUUGGAUGUGAGAUUCAGAUGAAAGAGAAAGCGAUGGCAGAGCAAAUUCAGGAAGAAAGAGCGGGUUACGGGCUGAAUCACGGCAGGCCGUGUGUGCAGUUUCACGUGAUGAAACGAACACCAAAGCACAGCAAUCUGCGUGCACGCAUUCUGUCUCUGCACGAGAAGGUAUUUCUCGAGCUGGAUGAGAAGGGGAAGGUCGUUGCAUGCUAUAACUACUCGGAUGUGUACGUUCUCGUGCGAGACGCAACGAGUGCAGAGCGAUUCGAAACUCAUUUUCGCAACGACCAGGUGCGGACUUACGUGGCAAAAGACCGGGAUGAUAUCUUGAGUGCCUUCUACGACAUUUGCGUAACUUGUGAAGAGAGUCCCGAGUUGGUUAUUACCAGUGUGGGAAAUCAGCGCGGCCUGCGUUUUCUACCUGCUUCUGCUGUGGAAGAUACGACCGAGUCGUUGUCAUUUUUUAAUGACCCUUCAAUUGGAAGCUGGUACCUUCAGCGCUUUGGAUCAGUGAAGAAGCUCGGGAGCUCACUAAAAGUUGGCGACAGAGGUUUUGUUGAUAUUGUAGCUGAAUUCAAUGCAAACGUUCCUCCAAGCGGUAUUCCAUAUAAUGCAAAGAACGUGGUCAUUAGCGAUGCUUUGCGGCCAAUGUGCGCUCAACUCUAUUGCGUUGCAAAGACGAAGCCCGUUCCGGAACGCUCUGCUACGAUUUUACUUCAGGCACUAUUCCGCAUCUCAUCGUCUUACUACGGUUUUCGUGGAGUUGGACGAGCUGACAGGAUUUCGGAGACGAUCACGAAUUUGUUAAUCAGUGGCGAAGAGUUUGUUGUAUUUUGGACAACGCUUCUAUUGAGACGAAUGAUGACACAUAGUUCCGUGACGUCGGCUAACUUCGAUCCGUCCUUGUUGGGAGAUUGUGACGAGAUAGAAACGUAUAACAAGAAGGUUUUUCUUGCGAACCCGAACCUGGCGCAGUCUCUCAUCGAUAGUCUGGAAUGUAUUAAUGCGGACUCGAGCGGUGAGAACACAUAUCUCAGGUCAAAACUUGGCCCACUUGCUAUGAUGGGGUUGCUUCAGGCACUUGAGGUCUGUCUUUGCUCGCGAGCUUGUACAACUGGCUCAGCCGAGUUUGCCUCCUUGGUGAAGGGAGUGGCAAAAUGUUACAACACACUGCUAAAGGAGCUUUGCCACUCUCGCUGUGCAACUACCGUCGAGGCGUGUACUAUGCUGCUGAAGACUACGCUCGAAGAAUGCGGGCCUGGUGAAUCGUCGGCCAUUCGGAAUAAAGCGCUGACAGAAGGUAUGGUGCUGGAGCAUUUUUACCAGGCACUGUUUGACCAGUCAUUUGACCAGAGGUGUGUAAGUCGAUACAUGGUGUCCAUAUUAAUGAGCCAUCACGCUGCAUCAGAGCAGCUCCUGUCACGGAUGAUCCCUUCGGGUCUAUUUCGGUUGUUGAAGGAAGCUCCUGGUACACUGGAUCAGGCAGUGGCUUACGACCGACUUGAACGCGAAGCCAUGGAGGCAGAACGGCAAGGACGCUUGCCGGUGUACAACUGUGAUAGCUGCGUGUCUCCCACGGGCGGUUCGACAUGCCAGAAUGAAUUGAAUGAUUGGCUUCCUGCUGGCGGGGUGAGCACUGUUGCAGACUCAGACGCUCGCGAAGAGACGAUUCCGUCAGAGACCGCGUCCGUUGAUGACCAACACAGUGCACAUCAAGAGAUUCACUUGUCGUCCGCGAUAGGCUCACCAGUAUCGAAGGCUGGCGCAUCGCCGCCAGUCGAGCAAAUACUAAUAACAGAGGCUCGUGAUAACGAAAGACCAAUAGGAAUUGGGCUAUCGAAGGCGCGGACGUUGCGCAAGCUGAAAAGUUCUGUCGACAAUACAGGCCUUCGAUCUGCAACGAAAACAAGAGAUGAGUCCACAUCACGUAGCUCCGGUUUCCACGACCCAGCACUUCGACCACGAAAGAGAGAUGUUGCAUUGAGCUUCUUCGACACUUUGAGUGGCAAGAGAGUACCCCCUUUUAAUGGGCACAAACCUGUGAAGGAGAAGCAUUUUGCAGUGUCGCGCUCUGCGUGCGCACAGGAUAAUUUCUGCCUUCUCUUCCAUAUGAUGAGUCUUAAUCAUGAGACCGUCGACAUAAUCUGGAACUCGAAAACUCGCGAGGCGCUUCAGAAAUCUCUUUCCGCCGCAAUCCAAAGCUUCACUCGAUUCCGGCAUACUGUCGGGGGCAUGAAGACCCGAUGGAAUUAUGAAGAUUUUAGCGUGUCGUACCCAAGCCUAGCUCAUGAGGUAGUGGUCGCUGGGUGUUACAUCAGAAUUUUGGCCAACUUAACUGAAAAAAUGUCAUUUUCCAAGGCAGCUGCGGACGAAGACGGAUUCACCACGUUGAACCCGGAACAGACCUGUGUAAGAGAACCCGCGGUAGUCCUGGUUGCGCUUUAUGUGCGCAUGCUCCGAGAAAGAGUUCUUGCUGAGUACAAGAACGACUUGGACACAUCAAUCCUUUGCAUUAAGAGUAUGGGUGUUGUGGCUGCUGCUCAUGCUGGAUGUGCAAAUGCCAUGGGCUCUGAGGAAGCUGAGCAUUUAUGGACGGUGAUGAGUGAGACAGUGCAUGCUUCGGUUCUGGAGAGCAUCCUCCACACGAUGCGCGCGUUGUGCCAACACCCCGAAAUUGCGCGACAAGUGUUACGCAACAAUCGCAACUUGGAGAUGACAUUUCAGCUUCUCCACUCGGUGCACGCAACUGAUCGUGGUACUGCCGACAUUGUUGAGCCCAGAAGACUUUGGGUUCUCGAAACUGAUGGAGGCGAAGUGCUUGGAUCUUUCAGUGUGAAUGAGCUCAAGCAAAAACGCGACGAAGGUUAUGAUCUGAACUCAUACUGGGUAAAACGCCGGGACGAACCAUCAUGCGAGGCAUUGAUUACCAGGGCAAAAGUCAUGGAGAUCGCUCAGUUGCGUUGGGAGGUGGGUAUAUCUGGGGAACUUCGUCCGCUGCAGAUGGCACACGACGCGAUCAGCAUCUUAUUUUCCAUAGCGCGCUGCAACUCGUUGCAUUGCGACAACAAUUAUCAUGGCAGUGACUCAAUGUCGCCCAUAUUUCCUUGGCCUCUAGGGCAGACGAUGCUGUGGAAAUUCGUCAGGAAAAUUAUUCCUGUUUUGGUUCGCAGCAAUCAUCCUCAACUUUGGGAGAAAGCGGCAUCACUUCUGGAGUUCUUGUAUUCCGAUUGCCAACGGAUCAUUGAGAUUGAAGAAGACACUACAAAUCGUGGAUCCUUAUUUUCCUGGGGUUUGUUCUAUUUGGCAUUUACGGUCGAGGCAUCCGAUUUCAGUGCCAUGACAGGUCUAUUAAAAGCUACUCAUCUCCGUCAGAAUGGAUUUAAUGGAACGAGUGCAUUAAACGGUAUUUUGCCUCAGGGCAUGAUCAAUUUGCUGGAGGACUCCACCUCGUCUGAGUUUACGAACGUCUUCUGUGAGGGUCAACAGUCUCCUCAAGUCAUUUGGACUGCUGAUAUGCGAAAGCACUUGCGCACCCUGUGUCGAACCCACUUGCAAGACUAUGCUGAUAUAUUGGAAGAAGACGCGUCUCGUGAGUGGCGUUUUUGUGCCAUGGCGCCGGCCGUGUUUCCAGAGCUCUCCAACGAGUUAUUGUGUGGUGGGCUUUACUUGGGCCAAUUUUGUGAGAUGGAGACUUACACUGUCUCGGACCCUUUAGAUUUUACUGACCAGCUGAUGAAGGAGUGGCGAGCCGAAGCAAGCCGACGAGAAAUCGCCAUUACUGUUGCUCAAGCACAGCAAACUCUAGGAGUUACCGACGUCAAAAACUGUGACGCCACUCUUCGCGCUGGCUUUAAGAAGAAGACUAGAGCCCUGAAAGAGUCGGACAACGGUUAUGCCGAGAGGCUAGAUCAACUCCGGGAGGCAUACCGAGUUCUCACAUGUCCACGGCUGACUUUACUGUCUGCCGGACACGAUCCUUGUAAUUUACAGCUACUGCUGCAUUCCUUAGUCAUUAUGUGCAAGCACUAUCCCGAGUGUCUGGUCGAUUACGAGUUCGACGCUUACGACCUCCUGCUUCCUCUCUUGGCUUCUCAUUGCUCCGCAGAUGGAGUCCUCCCAAUCGGCACAACCGAGGGUCAGACGCUAAAGAUUUCCGUUUGUGCAGCGGAGCUUAUCUUCAACACAUGCGCAAUAUCAGCUAUCAAUUGGGAGCUGCUCCUAUCACACUCAGAAUUGAGUACGUUAGAGAAAGUGGUGAAUUUCUGCAUUGAUUCAGUUGUUGGCUGCGAGACUGCAGUGAGCCCUGAGUUGCUGAAGGUGUGUCUGCUUGUAUUCCAAACGAUCACUGGUCUAUUGGCCUUUCCUCGGGGUCGGGGCUGGAUCGCGGAGUCAUCGACAUUGCCGGUGGAUAUGGUUCGUAUACUUUGGGUAUGGAAUCACGCUGGACAGAAAUCGUAUAUGCUAGCAAAGCUCACACAGCAGGUUCUCGAAGGCAUUUCAAGGAUGACUGAGUUGGAGAAAAAUCAGACACGUCUGGUUCAGUAUGGGAUAUUGUGGCAACUUUUUAAACUCUUCUCGACGUAUGACAUAGAGCUCGACGAUGCUAUAGUUCAUGCUCGAUUGCAAGAAAGUUUUGUUUAUGAGGAAGAAGAGUUUACAGCUGUGGCGUUAGAAGUUCAGAAUAUGUUAGCCGUCAUGUCCGUUCGUGCUCUGUGUAGACUCGGGGGUCUGUUUGCUGAAGACAAGGGGCUACAAACUCCGCUUAACCCUCUCGUUAAGCACGCUGCAGACGCGCUGAUGACUCCUAAUUUGUCGCAGUUGCUGCUACUUAGCAGUCAUCACGAUUUUUUGAAGAUCUUCCACGGAGAAUGUGAAUCGUACACACUAUUUUGGAACCGUGACAUGCGCCAAGAGCAAAUGAACUUCGUGUCGCCAAGGGCCAGUCUCGAGCCCCGUGUUUGUACAGACGAAAAUUGCGUGGAGGCUAUUGAGUUCCGAUUUGUGUAUUUGGCAGACUUGCUGUAUGUAGGUGGCAUGUACGUCAAAAUGCUCAUUGGAAGCAUGCAAGUCAUCGAGAGAAGUUUGGUUCCGGUGCUUCUGGAUGAUUUGGGUCUCACAGCGACAUUUUUUGAGGACUUGUUUUCUUUUGUUGAUAAUGGAGAGCUUACUUGCCCGCAGCUUGUAACUGAGGAAGGGGUCGUACUAAAUCUUCCGCCAUAUGCUGGUUGGAGCAUUGACAAAGAGCGGCGAAUAACGGCGGAUCGCGUUACUGCUCUGAAAUGCUUGUCAGUCACAGCUUCCGUAGCCCCGGUGCUAGUAGAGAAAAGUUUGAUAGCAAACAAAACUGCAAUGAAGAUGUUGAUGCGACUUCUGUUUCCACCGGACAACGAAGUCCACCAAACCGAAGACGCAAAGAAAUGUCUCGCACCGAACCCGCUGCUGUAUGUCCCAUGUCGGCUGCAUUGUAUGGCGACACUACAGGUGUUGUCUACACUGCCAGAUUUCGGGACAGUCUCUUUAGAGUUUGGCAUAUGCCACAUUCUUAUCGAGUUGGUGCAUGUUUGCCAAGACGUUGGUCCAGAGGCACUCGGAAUCAUCCGUAAUCUUUGCGCUAACGGAGCUGGAUUGAAGUGUGCGAGAAAAAUUCUUCAAUCGGGCAUUUAUUUAGAGUUUAUCGGCUGGCUGUUGCUUGUGAGGGAAACCAUUGUUGAUGAAGACUUCGAUGCUGCUGAGCGAUUGCGCAUCCCGUCGGCAAUGAUUCUGUCGGAAAUGGUCAAGGAUGGAGCACCACUGAAUAUCGAAUCGAGGCACGCACUAUGCCGCUUUUUUCCUCCUGCGAUCGUUCGAGUAAUAGCUGCAAGCCCAGAAAUGAUUGUGGAGUAUAUUCUGGCUGACCAUAUGACACCAGAGCUUGUGUGGAACGUUGAUUUCCGCAACCACCAACGGAACAGUAUCGGCGAUUUCCUCGAUAUCUACUUCUCAUCAAUAUCAACCACCCAAACGGACGAUGGUGAGUUCUUGUCGGUGGUCGACUCGUUCGAGAUCGAUUACAGCUCGGUUUACCCGGCUCUUAGGGCUGGCAACGUGUAUCUCACGCUGUUCAUGGAGGACCCAACAUUCAGUUUGUACGAUCCUUUGUAUUUUAUGACGUGCUUGUGGUCUGAGUUCGAAAUCCUGUUUCGACAACUCGCUCACGUGACAUCAGCCCUCCGUGCAACGAUGGCACGUGUGGAUGAAGAGAUGGUCCAGCGGGAUAUUGACGCAAUCGAUCUAGUCGGGUCGUCUCUAGUCUGUCUACUUCAGGUUGAAACGUCGACUCUGGACAAGAUGGCGGAGCUGCAAAUCUUUGCAAAGUGCUGCAACUAUCUGAACGACACAGUCCGUUCUGAAGCUUGUGAGCCAUGCGUUAUUAACGUAGUGCGUAUCGUACGAGUUUGUAGCAUGUCCCGCGCUUGCAUUGCGUCGGUGCAGCCGAUGUGCUCCACGUUGUUAUCGUGUCUGAUGGCAAUCGCUAAUCCCGUCCGAGGAGGUUCGCUGCACUAUGAGGGUGGCUUUGUUCUCGAGAUCGUCCGACAGAUAAUUCUAAAUUAUCCGGAGCACGGCGACCACGAUGCGAGUGCAGGUAUCGUGUACCUUGCGAGUCGGCUGAAUUUGUUCGGGUUCCUGUGUAACAUUCUAGACAGUCCUGGUGAGAUUGGCAACGUUAAGGAGCCACACAUUGUGCGCGCUGAGGCUAUUGAGAUAUUGAAUAUGCUGGAAAAGGACCGUGUACAAGCAACCACCGCUCACCAAAUAUUGAAAAAGCACAAGAAGUGGCAGAAAAGCUACCGGCACGAAGCCACCGACGUGAUCACGUCCAUGUCCAUCGAAGACCCAUUUAUGCAGACCUUGUACCCCAAGGCAGAUCACAUCAUGCGCGAGUUUACGCGUGCGCAGACACGCCAAAGGUAG
Molecule: messenger RNA, 7674 nt
Organism: Peronospora matthiolae
Lineage: Eukaryota; Oomycota; Peronosporomycetes; Peronosporales; Peronosporaceae
Source: the annotation of a GenBank genome assembly